Messenger RNA from Oncorhynchus tshawytscha (Chinook salmon), 1156 nucleotides. Its product is annotated as tetraspanin-8-like. Lineage: Eukaryota; Metazoa; Chordata; Actinopteri; Salmoniformes; Salmonidae. Gene Ontology annotation, cellular component: membrane. The record is from RefSeq and is a predicted model, not a curated record. Bases 87 to 977 code for a protein of 296 amino acids. The transcript has 9 exons.
UACAUGAAAUUACAUAAAACCCAGAGUUCUUCUUUCAAUGCACAUUCUCUCAGAGAACGAGUCAGAGGUGAGACCAGAGCUGCAACAUGUGUUCCUGCUCUAUUAGAGGCUGGCUGCUUUUCUUCACAAUCCUACAAGUGAUUGGUGGCAUGAGUUUCAUUGUCACCCCUUGGAAGUAUUACAGGAGCAGAGAAAAUGACCUAGAUGAACGUCUGUCUCCUGUCAGAUGGACUAUCUUCACAGCAGGUGUGGUCUCCUUUCUCCUUGGCAUCACGGGUCUGCAUGGAGCUCGUAAGAAGAACAAGAACUUCCUGAUCACGUAUUCAGUUGGAUCUUGUCUGCGAUGCUUUGGACUGGGGUUUCUGACCUACUACCUUCCACCACAGCUUCCAAAUAUGAUGAAAGCCUGGUAUGAAGGGUACAUCCCGUUGCACACAAAUGGAAGAGAUGUGGUACCAGGACUGACGGAACUGCAAACCACUGGUGAAUGCUGUGGAUUGGUCAAUGGGUAUAAAGAUUGGGGUUCUCAUGUCCCCUCCUCGUGUACAUGCAAUCCACUCCGACUAGAGUCCUGUGUUUUUACUGAGCAUGGCUUUGUUUACAAAGAAGUGAGUCUUGGUUUUCCUCCUUGUCUGGAUCUAAUUGUGAAGAUUUCCAUGGACAUGAAUAUUGUGAGGAACACCUGUAUUUUCUACGUGGUCAUUACGGCCAUUGUAAUGCUUCUGGCGUUGGUAAUGACCCGUAGACUCCAAAAAGCCUCCUCGGCUGAGGUGACCAUGGAUCUUAGCUAUAGAAACGCAACCAACAUGGAAAUGGCAACUACUCCUCAAGCUCCUCCCAUGCUGCCUGCCACACAAGCUCCUCCCAUGCUGCCUGCCACACAAGCUCCUCCCAUGCUGUCUUCAACACAAGCUCCUCUUCAUGCCAGCUCUUAUUACCAGCCACCUCCUCCGUACCAGUACGAUGGGAAACACUAGAGGGACGUGACUGACCUGCGAACCCAUGUUGAAUUUCCUCAUUGGUUACAACUGGACCAGGGUUAGGUUUAAGGCUAGGGUUAAGGUUAGGGUUGGGGUUAAGGUUAGGGUUGGGGUUAAGACUAGGGUUAAGGUUAGGGUUGGGGUUAAGACUAGGGUUAAAGUUAGGGUUGGGGUUA